This is a messenger RNA of Cyprinus carpio (common carp), 5654 nucleotides long. RefSeq names its product kinesin-like protein KIF21A. NCBI's taxonomy places the organism in Eukaryota, Metazoa, Chordata, Actinopteri, Cypriniformes, Cyprinidae. Gene Ontology annotation, biological process: microtubule-based movement; mitotic spindle organization. The transcript is spliced from 33 exons. The record is from RefSeq and is a predicted model, not a curated record. Gene Ontology annotation, molecular function: microtubule motor activity; ATP binding; microtubule binding.
AGCGUCGCUCUUCAGGACAGAUGACUGUGUGCUGUGUGUGAGCGAGCGCCCUCAUUCUCCGUUCAGCUCAUUAAACAUGUAACGCGCUCCGCUGAACACGAGAUGUUUUAUUUCAUAUUUGUUUUAUUUUCCUGUCAAAAGAGCACCCGUUUGGAUCACUUAAGCUCUCUAAUGGCAGAAUAGACGCCGGGAGAGACGAUCUGUUUGUGUGUCUGCUUCUUAAGCCGAUAAAGAAAAGGAAAUUCAGCUAUAUUUAUCCCGUGUGUCCUGACCGGGAACAUGUCUUCGGCACAAGAUGAGAGCUCAGUGCGCGUGGCUGUCAGGGUUCGUCCACAGUUGGCAAAGGAAAAGAUAGAGGGAUGUCACAUCUGCACGUUUGUGACCCCUGGGGAGCCCCUGGUUGUUUUGGGAAAAGACAAGGCCUUCACGUUUGAUUAUGUUUUAGACAUGGACUCGCAGCAGGACACUAUCUACAGCAACUGCACUGAGAAACUCAUCGAAGGCUGUUUUGAAGGAUAUAAUGCCACUAUCUUCGCUUAUGGACAGACUGGUUCGGGAAAGACCUACACCAUGGGCACGGGUUUUGACGUUAACAUCACUGAUGAGGAGUUGGGAAUUAUUCCACGGGCGGUCAGUCACCUCUUUAGGGGCAUCGAGGAGCGCAGACAGGCUGCCACAGAACAAGGGCGACCCGUACCUGAGUUUAAGGUCAACGUCCAGUUCUUAGAGUUGUACAAUGAGGAGGUGCUGGACCUGUUUGAUUCCACUCAAGAUGUGGAGGCCCGCAAGCACAGAUCCAACAUUAAGAUCCAUGAAGAUGCCAAUGGAGGGAUUUACACAGUGGGAGUCACAACACGAACUGUUAGCUCAGAAGCAGAGAUGAUGCAGUGUCUCAGAUUGGGCGCUCUGUCCCGCACCACCGCCAGCACUCAGAUGAAUGUCCAGAGCUCACGCUCACAUGCCAUCUUCACCAUCCACCUGUGCCAAGUUCGCGUCUGUGCCUCAGACAAUGACACAGAGACCGAUAACAGACUGGUGAAUGGCUCCUCAGAAAUGAACGAGUUUGAGACGCUAACAGCUAAGUUUCACUUUGUGGAUUUAGCCGGCUCUGAGCGGCUGAAGAGAACAGGGGCCACAGGGGACCGAGCCAAAGAGGGCAUCUCUAUCAACUGCGGACUGUUAGCUCUUGGCAAUGUGAUCAGCGCUUUGGGUGACAGGAGCAAACGCUCCACACAUGUGCCUUACCGUGACUCCAAACUCACUCGCCUGCUUCAAGAUUCCCUAGGAGGAAACAGUCAGACAGUGAUGAUUGCCUGCAUCAGUCCAUCAGAUAGAGACUUCAUGGAGACCCUAAACACACUAAAAUAUGCAAACCGUGCUCGCAACAUCAAGAACAAAGUGAUGGUGAACCAGGACCGGGCCAGUCAACAGAUCAGCGCUCUGAGAACAGAGAUUGCCCGGCUGCAAAUGGAGCUCAUGGAGUACAAGACGGGCAAGCGUAUGGUUGGCGAGGAUGGACUAGAAAGCAUCAAUGACAUGGUGCAUGAGAAUUCCAUGCUGCAGACAGAAAACAAUAACCUGCGUGUACGGGUGAAGGCAAUGCAGGAAACCAUUGAUGCCCAGAGAGCCAGACUCACCCAGCUACUCAGUGACCAGGUCAACCAGACCCUCGCCAGAGCAGGUGAAGGGAAUGAAGAGAUCGGAAACAUGAUCGAGAAUUACAUCAAAGAGAUUGAGGAGCUCAGGGCUAAGCUACUGGAGAGUGAGGCUAUAAAUGAAAACCUGCGGAAGAACCUGUCCCGCACCUCCACCCGCUCCUCAUUUUACGGUCCGACCUCCAUUACCCCCGGCCACCUUGCACCCGAAAAAGACGCUACAGAAAUCAUUGAAAUCGCAAAGAAAGACCUGGAGAAACUGAAGAAAAAGGAGAAGAAGAAAAAGAAGAGGUAAGCUACUGACAUUGAUGCUUAUAACUAUGCAGCUGAGGAACAAGAAACUCAGAUUUCCUUUUUAUCCCUGGACAAAGGAGGUGUCAUAAAGGAGGAGGGGCCAGAUAAUGAGCAGGAUAAAGAGGCCUCCGAAAGAGCAAAUGAGGAGCCAGAAGCGGAUGUGAGUGAUCAUGAUGAAGGGGAGGAAGCUGAGGGUGAUGAAGAGGAGGAUGAGAUGGAGGUAGACAGCUCUGAUGAGUCUGACUCUGAGGAGGAAAAAGAGGACUUCCAGGCGGAUCUGGCCAACAUCACGUGUGAGAUCGCCAUCAAACAGCGGCUGAUCGAUGAACUGGAGAACAGUCAGAGGCGUCUGCACACGCUCAAACAACAGUAUGAGCAGAAACUUAUGAUGCUGCAGAGCAAAAUCAGAGACACACAGCUGGAGAGAGACCGUGUCCUGCAAAACAUGGGAUCAGUGGAGUCAUGUACGGAGGAGAAAGCAAAGAAGAUAAAGUCCGAAUACGAGAAGAAGUUGAACUCCAUGAACAAGGAGAUGCAGAAACUGCAGUCGGCACAAAAAGAACAUGCACGCCUGCUGAAGAACCAAUCACAGUACGAGAAACAGCUGAGGAAGCUACAGCAGGAAGUGACUGAGAUGAAGAAAACCAAGGUGGUUUUGAUGAAACAGAUGAAGGAACAGCAGGAGAAGAACCGAGUCACGGAGACCCACCGCAACCGAGAGAUCGCCACACUCAAGAAAGACCAUCGCAAACAGGAGCACCAGCUAAGGCAGCUUGAAGCUCAAAAGAGACAGCAGGAGCUCAUUCUGCGCAGGAGGGCAGAGGAGAUAACUGCCCUGAGGCGCCAGGUGCGACCAGCAUCAGGCAAGGUUAACCGUAAGAUCAGUUUACCAGAGCCUUUGCAGGAGUCUUCACCCCGUACGGCUCUUGUCCGACCACAAAGCACUGGGGCCACAGCUCCUUACGGGACAAGAAAGUACCUGAUGAGAACAGGAGGGGUGUACUCUACCAGGACGGCGCGGGCCAAAUGGCAGUCAUUAGAGCGGCGCAUUAGUGACAUCAUCAUGCAGAGGAUGACCAUCUCCAAUAUGGAGACUGACAUGAACCGCUUGCUUAAGCAACGUGAGGAGUUGACCAAACGCAGAGAGAAGGUGAUAAGGAAGAGGGACAAAAUUGCCAGCGAAGACACAGAUGCUGAUAGGACUAUUCUCUCUCUUACUGAAGAGAUGGAGUCGCUGACUGCUAACAUCGAGUACAUCAACGACAGCAUUGCAGACUGCCAGGCCAACAUCAUGCAGAUGGAAGAGGCCAAGGAGGAGGGAGAUAAAGUGGACGUCUCUGCUGUGAUCAGCUCAUGCACUCUAUCAGAGGCCCGUGUCCUACUCGACCACUUCCUCCUUAUGGCCAUCAAUAAGGGCUUACAAGCUGCACAGAAGGAGUCUCAGAUCAAAGUGAUGGAGGGUCGUUUGAAACAAACCGAGAUAAACAGCGCCACACAGAACCAGCUGCUCUUCCACAUGCUGAAGGAGAAAGCAGAGCUCAACCCUGAGCUGGACGCUCUGCUCGGGAAUGCUCUCCAAGAACUAGGUAGCGUGCCAUCGGAAAAUGGUGAUGAAAGCAGCAGUGAUGAAUCAGCACAGAGUCCAACCACAGAGAAAAGGUGAAGCACUACAGUCAGGCCAAUAAAACUCUUUAAACUGAAUUGGAAAUCUGUCUUGAUGUCAUUUGCUCGCAGAAGAACCACCACCCAAAUGGAGCUGCUGUACGCAAACUCUGGUGACCCCGACGCCCCUCCAGAGGAUUUCUCUGCCCCUUUGCUUCCUGUUGUGGAGAGUCCAGAAGGACAUAAAGAACCGGCACCCAUUCCCCACUUAGGGGACAGAGACUCAGUGGCCUUCAGCUCUAGCUUGGCAUCCAAGACACAUGCUGUCUCCAGUGGCAGAUCUCCCACGGCUACAGAAAGGAGGUCUCUGGACCGCUCGCCUCUCACCCGCAGAAGAGCUCAGGACAGGAGCCAGAAUCAUACAGAAAGAACCAAAACUCUGGACAAACAAGGUGCGGCAAGCCCAACUCCGGCGGCCCGCUCCAGUCAAGCAGCCAGACUGCAGUGUGUGCACGUGGCAGAGGGUCAUACUAAACCCCUGCUGUGUGUGGACUCAACAGAUGAUCUGCUCUUCACUGGUUCAAAGGAUCGCACAUGUAAGGUGUGGAACCUGGUAACUGGUCAGGAGAUCAUGUCUCUUGGCGAUCAUCCCAGCAGUGUAGUGUCAGUCCGAUACUGUUCCAGCCUGGUCUUCACUGUCUCUACUGCUUAUGUCAAAGUAUGGGACAUCCGUGACUCCGCCAAAUGCAUCCGCACCCUCACUUCUUCUGGACAGGUGUCUCAAGGUGAUACGUGUGGGAGCAGUUCUGUUGCCAUUCCUCCAGGGGAAAAUCAGAUCAAUCAGAUCGCCCUCAAUUCUUCCGGAACAUUCCUUUAUGCUGCAUCAGGCAACACGGUCAGGAUGUGGGACUUGAGAAGGUUUGUAUCUACUGGGAAACUGACGGGACAUCUGGGGCCGGUAACGUGUCUUAUGGUAGACCAGGUGGGGAAGGGUCAAGAUGUGGUCAUAACAGGCUCAAAAGAUCACACCGUGAAGAUGUUUGACGUGGGGGAAGGCGCUCAGGGCAGCAUCAGCGCCACACAUCAUUUCGACCCAUCCCAUCAGGAUGGGCUGGAGGCUCUGGCCAUUCACGGCGAAACACUUUUUACUGCUGCCAGAGACUCCUGCAUUAAAAAAUGGGACUUAACCCGCAAACAGCUACAAGAGCAGGUAGAACGGGCUCAUUCUGAUCUGCUGAGCUCUCUGGCGGUGGUCCCUGGCUCCAGCGCUGUUAUGAGUGGCUGCAAGGGCGGAUUGCUCAAAUUCUGGCACACAGACACGCUUAGAGCUCUGGGAGAAAUAAGGGGUCAUGACAGCUCUGUCAAUGACAUCUGCACAAACAGCAGUCAGCUCUUUACCGCCUCAGAUGACCGGACAGUGAAGAUUUGGCAUGUGAAAGGAUCUUUAGAGGACGGCAUUCACUGAUGAGAACAGAAGGUCACUGUGUGAAGGUUUUGGCUUCCUACAAGAAUUUCCUUUACCAAUGUGACGCUUCUUUCCCGAAACUCUGGCAGCAAUUUAGAGGAGAGCUUCCUGUUGUAACUGCUGUAUAUUUCCUCAUGUAAAGUGUUGAAGUGUCUUGUUUAGCUGUUGCUGACCGUAAAGGGGGAUGUUGUAGGUCAAUAAGUGUUGAUGUGGCACCUUCCUGAAGCUGGGCUUUGGGCAUCACAGACUGCCGAAUGAGCAGUGCGUUUAAGAAGCACAUGUGUUUGUGAAUAUCAUGUUGACUGGACUGAACCGAUAUGCUCUUAUAUUAUUUAUCAAUAUUGAUGUCAGCUCUUUUCAGAUGUUUGUUGACCAAAGUUCGACUCUUUUUGUGUGAAUCUUUCCAAUGGUCUCAGUGCAACCGUACUGUAGACUUAACUGCACUGGAAUGGUACAAUGAUAUAUGCACCAGUGUCUCUGUCUACUUUGUGUUUUACCUUUAUAUUAAGCCUCAGCUGGUUCUUUUUCAUUUUCUGGUCGAAACUUUUGAGUAUGCUGUACAAAAUUUUUCCUCUGAUGUACUGUAGUUAUUAUCAAUGUCAGAUGGUGAGUGAAAUAAACUACAUCUGUCAAAAUUU